Messenger RNA from Amphibalanus amphitrite, 2656 nucleotides. RefSeq lists its product as uncharacterized. The transcript has 6 exons. NCBI's taxonomy places the organism in Eukaryota, Metazoa, Arthropoda, Thecostraca, Balanomorpha, Balanidae. Bases 87 to 1700 code for a protein of 537 amino acids. The record is from RefSeq and is a predicted model, not a curated record.
CGGGCCGGCAUCGGUCAUGAGGGCUUCGUGCGGGGGGUGGUAGCCGUGUGAUUUACGUGCUUAAAGUGACUGGGAUCGAGACGAAGAUGGAAAUGGAGGGGAGACGAAGCUGGCUGUCUAGGAGGAUGACGGUCCUGGUGUUGGUGGUCAUGAUGUCGGCGGGGAGUCUUGCUCAAGACUCGGUGACCGGCUGUGACCAGCCGGACUGCCUCACCUGCGACGAGGACCGACAGUGCACCAGCUGUGCACGUGCAAUCGUGCACGGCACACGUCAGUGCGUCAGCGCGUGUCCCGGCAACUAUCGGCUGGUGCACAGUGAUAUAGAUGGCUACCACGGUCUUCUCUGCCGAGCUGGCCGGUUUCUGGACACAGCUGAUAUGACGACUGAAGAGCUGGUUGUGUUGGUGGCAGCACUGGUCGGUGCUGCCAUAUGCAUCGGCGUCCUCAUCGGCGCCUUUCUGUUCCUUCGCGUACGAAGGAAAAUGGACCCGUUGACAGCAAGAAUUGAAGAGAGCGGCACUGAAAUGACAGCAGCCAGCGACUUCGAGCGAAUCCAGUUCCUGACUCGCCUCCAAGCGCUGAGACCGGAAACACAGAAUUUUCUGGAAAUGCUGAAUGACACGAGAAAGAAGUUUCAUGGGAAGAGUAGCAAAGGAGGAGACAGCAAGGCCGACUCGAAGCACAGAGCGUACAGGUCAAUCCUGCGCGACCUGUCUCGGAUUCUGACGCUGCUGAACAGAAAAGAGGAGCAGAUUCGGACGGUACCCGCAGACUGGCAGAGACUGCUGGGCUGGGCCGAACGGCUCCUGAAACGCUACAAACGACAGAAAAUCUCCAAGGAGUUUGGCUCAGCGCCUCAUAUCGAGUACCUGGCUCCCUCUGGCCACGGAGGGAGUCGUCGACCACGCUCCGCUGCAGGUCGUCUUCACUCCAACGGCAGCGUCCCUGCAGGAUCACACUUCAGCAUCAGCCAGGCCAUCAUUGAAGAGGAUGACGAACUGGACGGCAUACAGAGCCUGCCACCUAUCGGGAGAGAGGAGAACCAUAGCCGCACGGCGCCGACUCGUGGCGGCGCGAAGUAUCGCAAGCAUGAGCCGACGGGCAGACGUCGAGCAAGAAGUACAACUAGGCUUGCACCGGGAGGCUCACGAGCCCACAACGCUAGCGUGCCUACAGGGCUGCAUCUGCUACCUGAAGAGAGAGCAGGAAAGCCGGUGUAUGUCCAUCAAGUGAACGGCGGCGAGGGAGAGGCGCUGUUCGUUGGAGAUGCCUGGCCUCGACCGUCGGCGGGUAGCCUCCGCCCGGCCUCCAGCGCUCACAGUCUCACCGGAGGCUGGCCUGCCCCGCCCCGCUCCCUCCCUCCAGGGGGUGGUGAGGAGCACCCCCACCGCGGUCCGAGGCCCACCUACAAGGACUGGCCUCUGGAGAAGCUGAAACACAUCCGGAGCGCACGCCAGGAGCGGGAGCGUACCUCCGACUUCACUGAUACAACAACCGAUGGGCAGAGCGGUCACUCGGGUGGGAGCAGUAACGGUAUGCCUCCUCCACCCCCGCCGAUCUAUGGAAACGAGAGGACCAAACCGGCUGGAGAGAGUAAACUCGAUAAUAGCUUCAACGAGCACAGUGAUUACAUCGAGAAGGACAUUGAUAGCUUCAGUGGUCGCUAUUUUCAUGAAGAGGAACUGAGUACUGUACUGUAGUGAAGUGCUGAAAUUGAAUAAGGAUGACAUCAAUGAUGCGAAGGACAUUGGUGUAGUGUUCGCUACAUAGAAAAGAGAAGACUUUUGGUCAGUUAGGGAUGCAUUGUUGGCCAGAAGUCGUCACACUUUUCACCGUUUUAUGAAAUGUUUGAAGGAAAUGUUCUGUGAAUGUUCGCUAUUUAUACGAUUUCAUGACGUAUCGACUGAGAUUAUUCGUGUAAUUACGUCCUUUUCUCAAUGUGGUAUCUUUUGACGCAACAUGUUUUGUCAAAGCUAUGUAUCACGAUGAAUACGUUUGGAUACCACACUGCGGUAAGAGUGAUUUCAUAACCUGUCUAUCUUCACUAAAAAAAGGCAAACUUUUAUGACGCUCCCGAAAAUAUUGGCCAGGAUUCCUUCUCCCCUCUGACAGGCAAACGCCUUGAGGAAGGAAUAGAUGGGCCAGUGGAAUGAGGACUGUCUCGUUUAGAGAGCCGAUUCUCCAGUGAGGACUGAUUUGAACAUCAGCAGUCGUGCCAGUGUACAACCCUGCCAUCUAGUGGCCGAUUUUGAAGUGCUAUGUUGCUGCUUAUCUCGUGUAUAAUAAUAAUAAUAAUGUUGUUAAUCAACUAUGUCUUGCGCCUGUGUAAUAAUUGCUUUCUGCUGUAAAAAGCUUGGCUGUUGUAAGAAUGUGUCUUCUGUGAAUCGGCGUCAAUAUGUAGUUAGUGUGCAUUCUGGUUGAUGCAAUGCAGUGGUCUGAUCGAUGGCAACCAACCGUUUCACGUGGUGAAAAGUCUCUGCAAUAAACUGUUUCCAAUCGUGAAUAGCCUUCGUGGUCGUGUGCAAUGCUCUGCGAAUCAUGCUGAAUGUAACGCUUCGGAACGCCGCACACGAGACGUGAGUGUAUGUUCAAUGGCAGCUGCAGAAAGCGGAUGUCUCUACACGCUGUCAGCGUCCAAUAAAAGCGCCGGUUUCUA